AUGGUGAUACUCAAGAAGAAGAAGCUUUUAGAGCAAGAGGAAGAGAAGUACUAUUGUCGAUUAUGCGAUAAGAGAUUCAGUAGUGGGAGAGCGUUGGGCGGGCAUAUGCGGGUCCACGAGAUGUUCAAUAUUCAACACAUCCUCCACCAGAAUGAAGGUUCAUCCACCACAGGAACUGAAGGGGAGUCCUCAGACGACAACCGUCACCUUACUAGUCACAUUUGUCAAAACUGUUGCGAAGAAUUCUGUUCAUUGAAAUCAUUGUCUAAGCAUUGUUUUCGCGGUCACAUUGGUGCUGGCGGGGACGAUGGAGAGAAUGACAUCUCAAAUGGCCUUUUUACCCUUCAUUUACCUGAUCUAGAACUCCUACUCCACCUCUUGUGCUUACCGAAGAAGAGCAUGUCACUAAUUGUCUUGUUUGGCUCUCCACUGUCCGUGCAAACCCUGUAG
Messenger RNA from Dendrobium catenatum, 450 nucleotides. RefSeq names its product zinc finger protein ZAT6-like. The transcript has a single exon. Lineage: Eukaryota; Viridiplantae; Streptophyta; Magnoliopsida; Asparagales; Orchidaceae. The record is from RefSeq and is a predicted model, not a curated record. Bases 1 to 450 code for a protein of 149 amino acids. Gene Ontology annotation, molecular function: DNA-binding transcription factor activity.